AUGCUGUGCGCGCCCCUAACACAUGUACGCCGCAUCCUCGGCGAAGGAAUCACCACGGUUGGCGACGAAAUGUUUGUCUUAAAAAUUGGAUUCCUCAAACUCGAAAAGAGAAGAAGCAUAAGGAAGGGAAUUUUUUUCUUCAACAGUGCAAAUCAGUCAAAUGCUAAAUUUCCAAAUAAGUCUGGGGACACAAAUGAGAAAUGCGGAAAUGAGUUCCAUUUUCAGGGAAAUUUUUCUCCCAAUUUUGAAAAUUUAAAUUUGCAAAAUUUAAAUAACAGGCAAGUGCUAUACUAUCUAGGAUACUGCAGUAAGAAUAAGUUACUAAAAUUGCACCUCCUAAAUUCGACCAUGAAAGAUUUGCACAGCUUAGUGCUAAAUAGUGUAAAUUGCAUUUCUACUGAUUUUCAACAAAAUAAAAAAAAUAUAUUAAAUCCAGAGUGUUAUCAGGAGGGGGUGAAAAACAUUCCAAAGAAACCUUUUUUCGACAUUCACGAUUUGGUAAAGGUUUAUUUAAACAUUUGUUACAUUAAUUCAUAUUUUUUUUUGAAGACAAAGCGGGAAAACUAUGGCGACAGCGGUUGCUCUUCUUUCCCCCAAAGUUGUGGCUACAAUGAUGGUGAUAAAAAUGGACACAUGUUAAUUAAAAAGUACACAUCCUUAAACGAGAAAAAAAAUGUGAAAAAAUGUGAAGGGAAUGGAAAGAAUGAUAUAGACAACUCACUCAGAAGGGACAACAUAUUUAUAUAUACCAAUGUCCAGAACAGGAACAUGGAAGCGUCUAAUGAGUUUGUGUGCAACGAACAUGUAAAAAAUAUAUUUCAUUUGUUAUCCAUUUUUUUUCUUCAAAAUGUGAACAUUCUGAACGACCAUUAUUUGUGUCGAAUUUUUUAUGGAUACAAUAAAAGCAAAUUUGUGAAUGAGCGAUAUUUGAACAAUUUAAGUUUUGAAAUUAUCAAAAGGAUAAAAAAAAUAAGGACCUACCAUUUAUACUUAAUAUUGAUGAAUUCGUAUUAUCUCAGUUAUGUGGACAAAACUUUUGUAAAAAUUUUACUUAUUCAUAUUGUUAAUAAACUUUCCCAGUUGCCUUGUGAAGCCAUGUGCCAAGUUUUACCCGUCGUUCCCUUAUUUAUUCACUCUGAAAAAUUUACUUACAAAAUUAACGUCAUAUAUGCGAAAAAAAUUGCCAGCUUCAAUCAAGUCGGUCAUGUUGUUAGCUUGUUUAAAAAAAUGGUACAGUGGAAAAUGAUAUCCCAAAGAAAUAUACUCAUCACCUUUAGUCAUUUAAACAAAUUUAUGAAAGUUAGAAAGGGGCCUCUCAAAGGGAAUGUCCACAGAGCAACUUCCCUCCACCAGGGGAAAUCAGGCAAAGGGGGAGUCACUCCCAAGCCUACUUCCCAGACCCCGCAUGACGAACAAAUGAUAAAUAACGUACUGGAAAACUUCAACUCAUUUGACGGCAGGGUCACACGAGGAAAUGAUAUAAAAUUUCCAGUGAGAGACACCUCAAGAGGGAGAAGCAAACUUCCACAUGAUUACACCAAUGUUAAAGGGUCACCUGAAAAGGGCACUGAUAAUGUAGCCCCGCCAGGGCAUUUUCACUCCACAGCGGAGAAAAUGUUUUCAUUUGAACAGGAGCUGAUGAGAUGCAGCAAAACAUCUCCCGGGGAAAAGAACCCCAGCGUAAUAUUUGGACGUGAAAACGGGGAAGGUGAAAAAUGCGACAGGGAAACACCCCACAGUGAGAGCACCUGCAAAGACAAGGCGAAAACGCACAAGGGGGACAACCUCCUCUUCAACCUAAAACUCAUCGAAAUGCACCUGUUACACGACUUCAAAAAUAUAUACUGCCUUCUCCCGAGUGAUUAUAAAAACUUUCUUCAAAAAAUUCGGACUCUUCCAUGUAGCGUUAACAAAAAUAUGCAAGGAGAAAAAGAAAUUUACAUUUUAAAGAAAUAUAUGAAAAUGCUAAAUUAUGAAUUUAUCACAUUCAUCCAUGGUCCUUAUGUUCUGCACAUAUGUGAUCCCUUCUACAAAAUUUAUCUGGAGUGGGAGAAUGGAUGGAAAUUAUAUCCACUGUAUCAGCAAAAUGCGGAAAGACAUUUCCGAGAAAAUAAAAUCACGCACUUGAGAAAAGAAGGCUUCAGUGAAAUUCUCAUUUGCCAUGAUGCCUUUGCGAAUUGUCCAAGUGACGAAGAAAAAAUGAACUAUCUCAGUUCAGUUUUGCAGCGCACAAAAUUCUCCAAGUGUAGUUCCAUCAUUUGUGGGCCGGCUGCGAUUGCACCCCCUCCCGUAGUGUCUCCGGACAUUUACCUCUGA
Molecule: messenger RNA, 2316 nt
Organism: Plasmodium knowlesi strain H
Lineage: Eukaryota; Apicomplexa; Aconoidasida; Haemosporida; Plasmodiidae
Product: conserved protein, unknown function
Exons: 1
Coding region: 1-2316 (771 amino acids)
Source: RefSeq, a predicted model, not a curated record